Molecule: messenger RNA, 2012 nt
Organism: Eptesicus fuscus (big brown bat)
Lineage: Eukaryota; Metazoa; Chordata; Mammalia; Chiroptera; Vespertilionidae
Gene: CPNE4
Product: copine 4
Exons: 16
Coding region: 84-1757 (557 amino acids)
Biological process (GO): cellular response to calcium ion
Cellular component (GO): plasma membrane
Molecular function (GO): calcium-dependent phospholipid binding
Source: RefSeq, a predicted model, not a curated record
AUUUGUUUCCGGCAUGUGACUACAUUCACUUUGGAGAGAGCAGGGGACUUUGCCUGGAAAAAGGAAGAACUGGAAACCCUUGAAUGAAGAAGAUGAGCAACAUUUACGAGUCGGCGGCCAACACGCUGGGGAUCUUUAACAGCCCCUGCCUGACCAAAGUGGAGCUGCGUGUGGCCUGCAAAGGCAUUUCCGACAGAGACGCCCUCUCCAAGCCAGACCCCUGCGUCAUCCUCAAGAUGCAGUCGCACGGGCAGUGGUUCGAGGUUGACAGAACAGAGGUGAUUCGCACCUGCAUAAACCCAGUGUAUUCAAAACUGUUUACUGUGGACUUUUACUUUGAAGAGGUGCAGCGCCUGCGGUUUGAGGUCCAUGACAUCAGCAGCAACCACAAUGGGCUGAAGGAGGCUGACUUCCUUGGUGGCAUGGAGUGCACGCUUGGCCAGAUUGUUUCCCAGAGGAAGCUGUCCAAAUCCUUGCUGAAGCACGGGAACACGGCCGGGAAGUCCUCCAUCACGGUGAUUGCUGAAGAACUAUCUGGCAAUGAUGACUAUGUUGAACUUGCAUUCAACGCACGGAAAUUGGAUGACAAGGAUUUCUUCAGUAAAUCUGACCCAUUUCUGGAAAUUUUUCGUAUGAACGAUGAUGCAACUCAGCAGCUUGUACACCGAACUGAGGUUGUGAUGAAUAACUUAAGCCCAGCCUGGAAAUCAUUCAAAGUAUCAGUAAAUUCCCUAUGCAGUGGAGAUCCAGACCGCCGGCUGAAGUGCAUAGUAUGGGACUGGGACUCCAAUGGCAAACAUGACUUCAUUGGAGAAUUCACCUCGACAUUCAAGGAGAUGAGAGGAGCAAUGGAAGGGAAGCAGGUGCAGUGGGAGUGCAUCAACCCCAAGUACAAAGCCAAGAAGAAGAAUUAUAAGAACUCAGGCAUUGUGAUUUUGAAUCAAUGCAAGAUCCACAAGAUGCAUUCCUUCUUGGACUACAUCAUGGGUGGCUGCCAAAUCCAGUUUACAGUAGCUAUAGACUUCACUGCCUCCAACGGGGACCCCAGGAACAGCUGUUCCCUGCACUACAUCCACCCUUACCAGCCCAACGAGUACCUGAAGGCCUUGGUGGCUGUAGGGGAGAUUUGCCAAGACUAUGACAGUGACAAAAUGUUCCCAGCCUUUGGAUUUGGUGCCAGGAUACCCCCAGAGUACACGGUCUCUCAUGACUUCGCAAUCAACUUUAAUGAAGACAACCCAGAAUGUGCAGGAAUUCAAGGAGUUGUGGAAGCCUAUCAGAGCUGCCUUCCGAAGCUCCAACUAUAUGGUCCCACCAACAUUGCCCCCAUCAUUCAGAAGGUGGCCAAGUCAGCGUCAGAAGAGACUAACACCAAGGAGGCGUCGCAAUACUUCAUCCUGCUGAUUCUGACCGACGGUGUCAUCACAGACAUGGCCGACACCCGGGAGGCCAUCGUCCACGCCUCCCACCUCCCCAUGUCAGUCAUCAUCGUAGGAGUGGGCAACGCUGACUUCAGUGACAUGCAGAUGCUGGACGGUGACGACGGGAUCCUGAGGUCCCCCAAGGGAGAGCCUGUCCUUCGAGACAUCGUCCAGUUCGUGCCCUUCAGGAACUUCAAACACGCAUCUCCAGCUGCCCUGGCAAAGAGCGUGUUGGCUGAAGUCCCAAACCAAGUCGUGGACUAUUACAACGGCAAAGGGAUUAAGCCAAAAUGUUCAUCAGAAAUGUAUGAGUCUUCCAGGACACUAGCACCAUGAACUCCAGGCACUUUUACAGAGUUCUGAAAUACUACUCCUGCUAAUAUUUACUACUUCUACUACUCAUGUACUUUAAAAAGCCACACAUUUAAAAACUAGCACGUUUUGGUGAUUUUUAACUAACUGGCCAUUUUUUUUUAUUUUUUUAUUUUUUUUUUGCAUGUGUAGCCCUGAGGCCUGGAUCUGGUAAGCCCUAAUAUUAUUAAAGACUUUUUACAAAGAAACACAAAUAAUUCCAACUUACUCUUUACAUUA